CCUCUGAGCUACCUUCCAGAGGAGCUGUCCUGAGUCCAAGAGGCUGGUUCUUCUGAGGAUUAGAAUCCAGUACCCGUGGCUGGGGAAGUGACAUAGUAUCAUGUAUGCCGCUGACUCCAGGGGACACUCCCCUGCUUUUCUACAACAUCAGAAUGGAAGCACCCAUCCUUCCGGUUAUGUCCCUGGGAAGGUGGUUCCACUUCGUCCUCCUCCUCCUCCAAAAAGCCCAGCUUCAGCCAAACUUACCUCCCUCAGACAGGAAGCCCGGGCAACAUUUGCAUUCUCUCCGGAAGAACAGCAAGCCCAGAGAGAAAGCCGAAAGCAGAAGAGGCACAAAAAUACUUUCAUUUGCUUUGCUAUUACUAGUUUUUCAUUUUUUGUUGCACUUGCAGUCAUUUUAGGAAUAUCCUCAAAAUAUGCUCCAGAUGAGAAUUGCCCAGAUCAGAAUCCUCGUCUCAGGAACUGGGAUCCAGGACAAGAUUCUGCAAAACAAGUUGUUAUUAAGGAGGGAGAUCUGUUCCGUCUGACCUCAGAUGUGACAGUGCAUUCUAUAGUCAUUCAGAACGGAGGGCUGCUUGUAUUUGGGGAUGAUAAAGAUGGAUCCAGAAAUAUUACCUUGAGGACUCGUUACAUCCUGAUCCAGGAUGGUGGGGCGCUUCAUAUUGGAGCAGAAAGAUGCCGCUACAAAUCCAAAGCGACAAUUGCCUUGUAUGGCAAGUCAGAUGAAGGUGAAAGUAUGCCAAUAUUUGGCAAGAAGUUUAUUGGUGUGGAAGCUGGCGGGACAUUGGAGCUGCAUGGGGCCCGGAAGACGUCAUGGACAAUGUUGGCAAGGACUCUGAAUUCCUCAGGCCUGCCCUUUGGAUCCUACACCUUUGAAAAGAACUUUUCCCGGGGCCUCAAUGUGAGGGUCUUCGACCAAGAUACAGCCAAAAUGUUAGAAAGUGAGAGGUUUGAUACCCACGAAUACCACAAUGAGAGCAGGCGACUUCAGGAAUUUCUGAGAAGGCAGGAUCCAGGACGGAUUGUGGCCAUAGCUGUCGGGGAUUCGGCAGCUAAGAGCCUUUUACAGGGAACUAUCCAGAUGAUCCAGGACCGACUGGGAAGUCAGCUGAUCCAGGGACUGGGCUACAGGCAAGCUUGGGCUUUAGUUGGUGUCCUUGAUGGUGGAAGCACAUCUUGCAAUGAAUCUGUGAGGAACUAUGAAAAUCAUAGUAGUGGUGGGAAGGCCCUUGCCCAGAGAGAAUUCUAUACCGUGGAUGGUCAGAAGUUCUCUGUGACAGCUUAUAGUGAAUGGAUUGAAGGUGUUUCCCUUUCAGGUUUCCGUGUAGAGGUUGUGGACGGUGUAAAGCUUCACCUGCUGGAUGACGUUAGUAGCUGGAAGCCCGGAGACCAGAUCGUGGUCGCAAGCACUGACUAUUCAAUGUACCAAGCAGAGGAAUUCACUCUUCUCCCUUGUCCAGAGUGCAGCCCUUUUCAGGUCAAGGUCAAAGAAACCCCUCAGUUCCUGCACAUGGGUGAGAUCGUAGAUGGUGUGGACAUGAGAGCCGAGGUGGGCGUCCUCACCCGGAAUGUUGUGAUCCAAGGAGAAAUGGAGAACUCGUGCUAUGGAGAAAAUCAGUGCCAGUUCUUCAAUUAUGAUACUUUCGGGGGACAUAUCAUGAUAAAGAAAAACUUUACUUCGGUCCACCUUUCCUACACGGAAUUGAGACGCAUGGGCCAGCAGCAGCUGGGGCGGUAUCCUAUUCAUUUUCACCUGUGUGGGGAUGUGGAUCAUAAAGGAGGGUACCGACCUGCAACCCUUGUGGAUGGUCUGUCUAUCCAUCACAGUUUCUCCAGGUGCAUCACCGUACACGGGACAAACGGCUUGUUGAUAAAAGACACCAUUGGAUUUGACACGCUUGGUCAUUGUUUCUUUCUGGAAGAUGGUAUCGAACAGAGAAAUACUCUGUUCCACAAUCUGGGGCUCCUAACCAAGCCAGGCACGCUCCUCCCCACUGACAGGAACAACUCUGUGUGCACCGCCAUGCGAGAGAAAGUGUUUGGAAGUUACGUCCCUGUGCCUGCCACUGACUGUAUGGCCGUUUCAACUUUCUGGAUUGCUCAUCCCAACAACAAUCUGAUUAAUAAUGCAGCUGCAGGCUCACAGGAUGCUGGAAUCUGGUAUCUAUUCCACAAGGAACCUACUGGGGAAUCCAGUGGACUUCAGUUCUUAGCAAAACCGGAACUCACCCCAUUGGGUAUAUUUUAUAACAACAGAGUCCAUUCAAGUUUUAAGGCUGGCUUAUUUAUUGACAAAGGUGUCAAAACAACCAACUCCAGUGCUGCCGACCCUAGGGAGUACCUGUGUUUGGACAAUAGUGCAAGAUUUCGGCCUCAUCAAGAUGCAGACCCUGAAAAGCCCCGUGUUGCUGCUAUAAUUGACAGGCUCAUUGCUUUUAAAAAUAAUGAUAAUGGUGCUUGGGUGAGAGGAGGCGACAUUAUCGUUCAGAACUCAGCAUUUGCGGAUAAUGGAAUAGGAUUGACCUUUGCCAGUGAUGGAAGUUUCCCAAGCGAUGAGGGUUCCAGCCAGGAGGUAUCUGAAUCUCUCUUUGUUGGUGAGAGCAGAAAUUACGGCUUUCAGGGUGGUCAGAACAAGUAUGUAGGCACUGGAGGAAUAGACCAGAAGCCUCGGACAUUACCUAGGAACAGGACAUUCCCAAUUAGAGGCUUUCAGAUUUACGAUGGACCCAUUCAUCUCACCAGAAGCACUUUCAAAAAAUACGAGCCAACUCCAGAUAGGUACAGCAGUGCUAUUGGCUUCCUCAUGAAGAAUUCCUGGCAGAUAACCCCCAGGAAUAACAUCUCCCUUGUGAAGUUCGGGCCACAUGUCUCUCUGAAUGUCUUCUUUGGAAAGCCGGGUCCCUGGUUUGAAGAUUGCAAGCUGGAUGGUGACAAGAACUCCAUAUUCCAUGACAUAGAUGGCUCUGUGACAGGAUACAAGGAUGCUUACGUGGGAAGAAUGGACAACUACCUGAUCCGCCAUCCAGGCUGUGUAAACGUUACCAAAUGGAACGCAGUAGUCUGCAGUGGGGCCUACGCCCAGGUCUAUGUACAGACAUGGAGCACUCAGAAUCUUAGUAUGACUAUUACACGGGAUGAGUAUCCAUCCCAACCGAUGGUGCUCCGCGGCAUUAACCAGAAGGCUGCCUUCCCGCAGUACCAGCCUGUGAUCAUGCUGCAGAAGGGCUACACCAUCCACUGGAAUGGGCCAGCGCCACGGACUACUUUUCUGUACCUCGUAAAUUUCAACAAGAAUGACUGGAUUCGAGUUGGCCUCUGUUAUCCAUCAAACACAAGUUUUCAGGUUACCUUUGGAUUUUUGCAGCGGCAGAAUGGCUCUUUAUCCAAAAUUGAAGAAUAUGAGCCUGUGCAUUCGCUGGAAGAAUUACAGAGGAAGCAGUCCGAGAGGAAAUUCUACUUUGACGCUGGCACAGGGCUACUGUUUUUGUAUCUCAAAGCCAAAAGCCACAGGGAUGGCCACAGUUACUGUUCAUCUCAGGGAUGUGAAAGAGUCAAGAUCCAGGCGGCAACAGACUCAAAGGACGUCAGUGACUGCAUGGCCAGAGCGUACCCACGGUUCUACAGGAGGCCCUCCGUGGUCAAGCCCAUGCCGUCCAUGCUCACUGGACCCUGCCACGGCUGUGGCACCCGUCAGGUGGUGUUCACUAGUGAUCCUCAUAAAAGCUACCUCCCCGUGCAGUUCCAGUCACCCGGUAAAGCAGAAACUCAGCGCGGAGACCCUUCUGUUAUUUCUGUCAACGGCACCGACUUUACCUUCCGGAGCGCGGGUGUCCUUCUCCUCAUUGUGGAUGCCUGCAGCGUCCCAUUCCGGUUGACAGAAAAGAAGUUUUUCUCUCUUGCUGAUAUCAGUCACAUGGAAGAGUAUUUAAAAACCAGCAUCCCUCCAAGAUCUAUUGUUCUGUUGAGCACAAGAGGAGAAAUAAAGCAGUUGAAUUCAGAUUCAUUAGUACCUCUGGGAUUAGCCAAACCAGCUCAUCUUUAUAACAAAGGGAGUACCAUAUUUUUGGGGUUCUGCGGAAACUUUAAACCAUCGUGGACUAAGCUCUUUACCAGUCCUGCUGGACAGGGCCUCGGGGUGCUCGAACAAUUCAUACCUUUGCAGCUGGAUGAAUAUGGUUGUCCCAGAACUGUCACUGUUCGCAGAAGAGACCUGGAACUGUUAAAACAAGCUUCAAAAGCACAUUAGAGACUAACUGUAAUUUAAGUGCUGGGGGAAAAGAAAAUGUGAACUAACUAACUUAUUUAAUUUAUGGCAUUUUAAAAUGACACUGUUAACCCAAUGGCACCAUUUUCCUGUUGGAUAAAAAAAUGGGAGACAAGAAAGAGAGUAAAGUGAUUGCUU
Molecule: messenger RNA, 4402 nt
Organism: Tupaia belangeri chinensis (Chinese tree shrew)
Lineage: Eukaryota; Metazoa; Chordata; Mammalia; Scandentia; Tupaiidae
Gene: CEMIP2
Product: cell migration inducing hyaluronidase 2
Source: RefSeq, a predicted model, not a curated record